This is a messenger RNA of Sphenostylis stenocarpa, 1086 nucleotides long. The record is from the annotation of a GenBank genome assembly. Lineage: Eukaryota; Viridiplantae; Streptophyta; Magnoliopsida; Fabales; Fabaceae.
AUGAGGCCGAUGCAACUCCCACCGCCUUCCGCCUCCCCCUCCGCCUCCGCUCCGGCGCCUCCUAACAACAAGGACAACCGUCCCCAGCGCCGCCGCAAAGACCUCACGCUGCCGCUGCCGCAGCGUGACACCAAUUUGGCGGUACCGCUUCCUCUGCCCCCAUCCACGGCCACGGCUACGGCCAGCGCCGGAGCCACCCAGCAGCAGCAGCAGGUGAUCCCGUUCGCGGAGCUUGAGAGGCUCAACCGCAUCGGGAGUGGGAGCGGGGGGACGGUGUACAAGGUCGUCCACCGGACGAGCGGGCGCGUGUAUGCGCUCAAGGUCAUAUACGGGCACCACGAGGAGUCGGUACGGCGGCAGAUCCACCGGGAAAUCCAGAUCCUGCGCGACGUGGACGAUCCAAACGUGGUGAAGUGUCACGAGAUGUACGAUCAGAACAGCGAAAUCCAGGUGCUGCUGGAGUUCAUGGAUGGGGGGUCUCUGGAGGGGAAACAGAUCCCGCAGGAGCAGCAGCUGGCAGAUCUGUCGCGGCAGAUUCUGCGGGGGCUGGCGUACCUGCACCGGCGACACAUCGUGCACAGGGACAUCAAGCCGUCGAAUCUGCUGAUAAACUCGCGGAAGCAGGUGAAGAUCGCGGACUUCGGGGUGGGUCGGAUUCUGAACCAGACGAUGGAUCCGUGCAAUUCGUCGGUGGGGACGAUCGCGUACAUGAGUCCGGAAAGGAUCAACACGGACAUAAACGACGGUCAGUACGACGCGUACGCCGGGGACAUAUGGAGCUUUGGUGUUAGCAUUUUGGAGUUCUACAUGGGCAGGUUUCCCUUUGCCGUCGGUAGACAGGGCGAUUGGGCCAGCCUGAUGUGUGCGAUUUGUAUGUCUCAGCCACCGGAGGCUCCUCCUUCUGCUUCCCCCCAGUUCAGGGAUUUCAUAUCCCGAUGCUUGCAGCGCGACCCCUCACGGCGCUGGUCUGCCUCAAGGUUGCUGGAACACCCCUUCAUCGCACCUCCUCACUCCAACCACACUCAGCUUCCUCCCAAUCUCCACCAGCUCCUUCCUCCUCCUCCUCCAAGGCCUCUUCCCUCCUAG